AUGGCUCGAAGUAAGCAUCGAUCAGACGAAAGCUAUCGGUCGAUCGCUGGUGUAUUGAAGAAGUUCCUUAAGAGCGGGACCUUCAGUGCAGAGUCUCCAGUCAAACCAGUCACGGACAUUCCACAAAAAGCAACAAGGACAGCGACACAGAAAGCAGCAAGUCCUUGCUCUAAAGACAUGAUUUAUGCCCUCCCGUUGCGGAAUCGGCGCUUUGUUGGUCGCACUGAAAAGCUGAAAGAGCUGGAAGGAAGGCUCUUCAACAACGGCGGCUACCAAAAACUCGCUUUAUUCGGGCUUGGCGGAGUGGGGAAAUCGCAAGUGGCGCUCGAGUUUGCGUAUAGAGUCACAGAGAGUCGGCCUGACUACUCGAUUUUCUGGGUGCCAGCCGUGAGCCGCGAGAGUUUUGAGCAAGCCUAUGAAGAUAUUACGACUCGGUGCUCGAUAAGACGAUUUCCAACUUUUCUGCCAUUGCUGGGAUAUUCCAAGAAGCUCUUUCAAAAUCACCUCAGCACCGCCUCAGCUUGUAAAUGGCUUCUAAUUGUCGACAACGCAGACGAUGGAGACAUUGUAUUUGGCAAAAAAGGCGAGUCUAAUGGUGUGAUAGACUACCUACCUAAAAGUGAGAAUGGGCUCACUCUGUUCACUACUCGUAAUAGGGGAAUGGCGGUUGAUUUGGCCGGCAGUGAUAUCGUCGAAAUACACGAGAUGGGCCCUGUUGAAGCAGAAACGUUCUUGAGACAAUCUUUGGUGCAGAAAGAAUCGCUACAGGAUCAAAGAAUUGUAUCUGAACUCCUGGAGGAGCUCACAUUUUUACCUCUGGCGAUUGCACAAGCAGCAGCAUAUAUCAAUACGAUGCAGAUCACCAUUGCUGGAUACUUACAUCUCUUUCAGACUUCCGAGCAGGAUGCAGUCAGCCUUUUGAGCUACGAAUUCCAUGACGAAACACGCUACAAAGAUUCGCAGAAUGCCGUUGCCAGCAUCUUUGAUGACUCAUUUAAUCGCAUUAUGAAGACUGAUUGUAUUGCAGAAAGGAUAUUAACGAUCAUGUCAUGUCUUGAUCACAAACGGAUACCUCGAUUCAUGCUAUCGGCUUCUAAAGCGAUACCUCAGCAUAUGCAGCCAGCUCCGAGACCCGAGGCGCAAAUGACUCGCGCCAUAGGUUUGCUCCGUGCAUGCGGUUUUAUGACUCAACCGAAUGACAACGAGACUUACGACAUGCACCGAAUUGUUCACCUAGCAAAUAAGGUAUGGGUGAAUCAGAAGGGUGUUACUAAAAAUGGCAAGAUACUGGUGGCCCGGCUCCUCUUGGAUCUUAUCCCAAGAUACAAUGACAGCAUUGACGACACAUUCCCUCGUUACGAUUACAAUGAUGACGCUUUUUGGAGAGAGUAUAUUCCUCAAGCUUUGCAUUUCCUCGAAGGCACCAAAUCUCUGGAGAUUGACCCCUGGGACAAUUCCGUUGGAAAUACCAAACCUUCGGACGCUCGCAUUUUGGAUGAGAUAUCUUUGGCGGUCGGCAACUAUCUGCUGUUAAAUUGUCGGUUCGAAGAAGCCGCCAAUAUGCUGAAUGAAUCGUACUUCCGGCAAGAUGUGUUGCUUCCCAAACGAUCUCACUUGCGACUUGAACAAGCAGAACGUUACAUAAAAAACGGGCAGAUUGCUGCGGCAAUCGAGAUUCUAUUCCAUUUACGUGUAAUGCAGAAAAUAAAUUUGCCAAAGGAUGAGCCGUACCUGUUGAUGCUGCAGCACGAGCUUGCAAUGGUGUAUGCGCGAGAUGGACAGAUGAAGGCGGCAAUUCGGCUUCUUGAACACAUGGUCGCGGUCCAACACGAAGAUGACUCUGGGCGACUCAUAUCACAGCACCAGCUUGCUUUAGUAUAUAAAGAAGAUGGACAGUCUGUUAGAGCAUUUGACUUGUUGAAACAUGUCAUUACAGUGAAGACGAUAUUGAAGGAACGUUACCACCGUCGGCUAGCUUCAGAUCACGACAUUGCUCGAUCAUAUUUCGCAAAAAUCGAGAUGAAACAGAAAAUCCAUUUUCUUGAAGAUAUCAUUUCAAUAAAGACGACAUCAAGGGAAGCAUACAUUGAUCGGCUAGAUGAGGAGGAUAAAAUUGCGAGAUUUUAUUUUUCACGAGUUAAAAGAGAACUGGACCAUGAGCUUCUUCAUCAUAGCCUUGCAAUAGAGGACAUGGUAUCAAUGGGGGUAUACCCUCGUCGGCUACCUCAGGGGAAUAACACUACGUACUCAAUUUACAUAGAUGGUCAUAUGGAUCGGGCAAUAGACCAGUAUAAUUAUGUCGUUGCAACAGACUGGACAGAAGAAGACCUUUUCCAAACGCCUUCCAUACCGCUACGACUCCAAAGUUUCUCUUGA
Bacidia gigantensis is the source of this 2376-nucleotide messenger RNA. RefSeq lists its product as uncharacterized. The record is from RefSeq and is a predicted model, not a curated record. The coding region runs from base 1 to 2376 and encodes 791 amino acids. Gene Ontology annotation, molecular function: ADP binding; protein binding. NCBI's taxonomy places the organism in Eukaryota, Fungi, Ascomycota, Lecanoromycetes, Lecanorales, Ramalinaceae. The transcript is spliced from 2 exons.